This is a messenger RNA of Rhopilema esculentum, 4499 nucleotides long. RefSeq lists its product as uncharacterized. Gene Ontology annotation, molecular function: calcium ion binding. Lineage: Eukaryota; Metazoa; Cnidaria; Scyphozoa; Rhizostomeae; Rhizostomatidae. The record is from RefSeq and is a predicted model, not a curated record.
UUUGAAUUAUUGUUUGCAUUUGAUCUGCAAUGGUUGACAAGGACGCUGAAUGUGGUGUCUGAGUCAUAUGUAAGUUGCUUCUGGUCUUUGAAUCGCUGUUUGCAUCACUCGCUGGUGUUGUAUUAUAACUGAAGUAUGACACUAAGAUAUGGAUAGUAUUUGCAACCAUUUCGAGACGCUAUAGCCUUUUUUAAGGAAGUGCAUUGUAUCUUUUGGAGAGAAGCUGUUUUUGGCCUAGGCAGACGGAGGUAAAUAGAGACUAUUUUCGUUUGCAACGAACUCACAUUCGAAGGGUUUGCUUGGAACUACAAUUGAAUUUAUUUAUUUUAAGAUUGUUUUUUCUCUGAAGUCUCAAUGUUGUAGAAAAGUUGCAACUGGAACUCAGAGCUACGUCAAAAAAAACCGGGAAAGUGAACAACAUUAGCAUAUGAUAUAGCCAUAAGUCGAGCUCUGAAACCGAGGGCUAAAAACGGAAUAGCAACUUGUGAAGCACUUUAUGCUGUUCAAAAAUGCUCCAGAUCGGUUAUAUCGUGAGCCACUUGAAGCUUUUUGUUCUACUUCUAACUCUGAAACAGCAAUCGCUUCUUUUGAAUGCGAUCUCUGUAGAAGAUCAGUGCCUCAAUAGCCCUUGUCUGAAUGGAGGGUUUUGUAGAACAGUUUCUGACGGUUUCGUCUGCACAUGUGUUAAUGGAUUCAUUGGGCUCAGAUGCGAGAAACGAUCAGAUGAGUGCCCCCUGAUAGAAUCAAUAAAGUGUAUCAAUGGACAUUGUAGACGUGACUCUCAUGGCACUCCAAAAUGUGAAUGUAAUGCCAAUUUUGGUGGGAAGUUCUGUGACCAAAGUCUCAACACAUGUGAGCAUACCACUUGUAAUGGGGGCUCUUGUCUAGAUUCAUCCACUGGCUACAAAUGCACUUGCCCAUCAGGGUCAAUUGGCAAGAACUGUCAAAUAAACCCAACAAAAACCAUACAAUGUCUGGAGAGCUGUCAGGAUAAUGUACCUGGAUCUCUUGGUAGGAAAUGUUGGCACAACCAGUCUGAAACGAUCAAGGUAGGAUGGGGGUACAAACAACCACUUUGCAGCACAAGAGAAUCUUGUUUUGAUGUGAGCAACAGAAGUACUGACUUUAUUGAAGUGCAGCUUAAGCCAAUCCAGGUUCAACCAGAUGAUACUUUGGUUUUUUUAACAGAUGUUGAUGCUGCUCUAUACAAUGAUCAAUUCGUACCUCAUAUCAUUCCAGUUGAAGCAUCAUCUUCAGAUGCAUUUACAGCAUGCAACACAAGCAAUGCAAUACCAUUAGCUAACUACAGUUGGGGUGCUCCUGGUGAAAUGAAAGUUAAUGCUUCAUUUCUCCACUUGGGGACCCAAUAUUUCAUUGCAAAUGUCAACUCAUUGCACAGAUGUGAGUUUGGCCUUCGUUUGAAUGUUUCUGUCAAGGAAAAUCAUUGUUUUGAUCCUUUAAAGCCUGGAGCAGAAAUGUGCAAUGGACAUGGUAACUGCUUAACUGAUUUUUCCAAGAAAGCAUAUGAAUGCAAUUGCUGUGAGGGUUAUGCUGGGCAAUAUUGCCAGGAUGAAGAUCCAUGUUACAUAGCUCCAUGUAAAAACAAUGGUGUAUGCAAUAUUGUAAAAGAUACAGAUGGCAAAACCACAUUUAGGUGUAAAUGUGCAGAAGGAUUUUUGGGUUUUGACUGUAGCAGAACAGUUGAUCAUUGUGAGAGCUCCCCUUGUCUCAAUGAAGGAACAUGCUCCUCAAAGAGCAAUGCCUUUAAUUGCACAUGCAUCAAUGGCUAUUUUGGUAGCAGGUGUGAAAAGACAGAUGACCAAUGUGCUAGCAAUCCUUGUCAGAAUGGUGGGUCUUGUGUCGAUGGAGAUGAUACUUUUACAUGCAAUUGCAAAGCUGGUUUUAAAGGUACAGCUUGUGAAGUAAAUAUCAAUGAGUGUGAAUCAAAUCCAUGCCACAAUGGAACUUGCAUUGAUGGUUUGAACCAGUUUCAGUGUCAUUGCAAUCCAGGCUAUGCAGGUGCAACAUGUAACACUGCAUUACCCAAAUGUGCCAAAGAUCCUUGUGUUAAUGGUGUUUGUGUUGCGAAAGGAACUUCUCUGAGUGUAGCUGUGGUAUUGGCUUUGCUGGUCAGCAUUGUGAUCAACUUAAGCCUUUGCCAAAACUCAAUAUUUUGCCUGGAUGAUACUUCGCUUGGUUGUAUUGAUCAUGGUAACAGUGUAACCUGCAGAUGUAGUGAUGGCUAUACAGGUUCAAAUUGUGGAGUUAACAAGGAUGAUUGUGUCUCAAACCCCUGUUUGAAUGGUGGCAAAUGCAUUGACAAGGUCAAUGGAUUUCAGUGCCUCUGUUCGAAAGGAACAAAAGGAGAGAUGUGUGAAGUCUUAGAUUUGACUACCACCAAGCCAGUUUAUACGGAUGUUAAGAGCAAGCACGUGACCACAAAGAAUGCUCAAACCCAAACAUCUCCACAAGACUUGGUUCUCGUCACACUUGACCUGAAAAUUGUCACCGACAGUUGUGCUAAGCUACAGGAGGAAUCAAAGCUCGUAAUAUUCUCAAGAUCCGUGCUGGAAAGCCUUCGUGAUGCUUGCAAAUGUGUGCUAUCACUCAGAAGUUCUUCGAUUGAAUGCAAAGACGAACUUAAUGGAAGGUUUGUCACCAAACUUGUUGUCAAAAGCAGAGAGGAAGCAAAAAAGGCCAUUUGUUCGUUCAACGAGAAAAUCAAGCAAGGCUCGUUGCCAACAAGUGAUAAAAACACUUAUAUUGUUGGUAUAAACUUGGACGUUAGCAGCUGCAGCAAGAAAAAGAAUGAUGUUGAUGAUAAGAAACCUGUUCAUGUUGAGAAGUCUGUGUUUGACAAGGACAAAAGAACAGGUAUCAUCAUUGGUAGCGUCGCUGCUGUCGUUAUCAUCAUAGCAUCAUGUUUGAUUCUUUCUGUUAAAUUCCGAAACAGACAAGUACACCAAGCAAAAGGUGACGAAGUGAAGACAUAUUUGAACCUUGUUUAUCAAAGUGAUCUGGAUUUGAUUGCACCAAAGAGCGCAUGGAGCACACCCGAGCAGACACCGGAGCUCGAACGGACCCACUUGAAAUACGCCAUAAAAAAACCAUCAAAGAGGAUACAAGAAUCUUCGUUCUCAUUCGAAAACCCUGGUGGUGAAACAUCUUCAGUUUAGCAUUUUUAGCCUGAUAGACAUUAUACGCUUUGUUUUAACAAAAGAACAAUCUUCGAAAAUUUUCCAUUAGAACCCAGGCUCCUUUCAAUGAACGUCAGAUCCUUUCCAGGAGAUCCUUUCGAUGAACGUCAUUUUUUCUAGAUAUAAGUCCUUUCUUUUUUAUCAAGGGUGAUAAAGAUCAUCAGCUGCUGCUCCAUAUCUCCCAGAAAGUGUCUUUGCGGUCGAGGGGCAAAUCACUCCAAGAAAAUAUCGUACACCUUUUGUGAAAAUCCUAUUGUUUUCUCUGAAAUCCUUUUGUUUUAGGGAAAAUCUCGUACGCUAUUUGAAAGGGUGAAUUGCCCCUCGUUUGCAGUUUUGGAAAUAGCAACAUUGAAAUUGGCCUAGUUUCUAAAAGUAAGAGACCCUCCUUUUGCCUUUUGUCUCCCGAGGUACCUUAACACAAAUAGGCCCUUUUUUCGAGGCUGAUCGAGGCUUCAAGGAAAUUAAAUCAUGGCUAAAGACUUGAGAGGCCUGGAACAAUUUAUAUAUAGAACUUCUGAAUCAUGAUUGUUUACAUAGGAAAACAGCUUAAAGAGCUUCAAUCUAAAGUGAAAUAUAGAUAUGACCAGAAGAUGUAGCUAUGAGAUAAUGUACUGACUUUCGUUGCUGAAAACUAUAGUUGUAGAUAUUGCAUAUGCCACCAGUAGUUGCCAAUGUCGCAUCGAAGGAUAGUACUUGUAAAUUCAUAUUUAUUCGUCGUCUUAGGUUGACUCUUUGUUGCAACCCCUGCCAAAAGUCCUUGUAACUAUUACGUGAUUUUGAAAGGAUUUAGAAUUCACGAAAAAGGAACUGAAGUACUGUACCCCAUUUGAUCUCAAUGCAGAUUGUAGUUUCAAAUACUAUAAAUGUCCUGUGGGUUCCAACUAGAUAACACUAAGGCUCUGAAGAUGAUAUGCAACAGCAUAUUUUCGCGGGGGUCAAGGAGAUGUCAAGAAUCUGCAAAAGUUAGUGUAAUGUCCCAAGUCAAGCGUUGUGCCUGUCAUGCAGUGAAAGAAUGCUAAACGUCCAUGUGAUCUGCCUUGUAUUCUCCAGUGUGAUAUGAAUCUUUUUUGUAUAAAUUGCACAAGUAGUUAACAUUAAACAGUAAAUGUAAGAUAAAUUAUAAUCAUAGAAAAUAGUUUGGGUUUUGGUAAUUGACAUCUUUUCGAAAUGGGUACCGUAUUUGUGAUUUUCAAGAAAAUCUCGUAAAAGCACACCUGUAUACUAUUUGAUUGUCUUAAAACUUGAUUUUUAACGGAAAGAAUGAUUUGUAAGUUUUAUUGUCAAUUGAUACAGUAUUGUAAA